This is a messenger RNA of Corylus avellana, 3455 nucleotides long. RefSeq names its product CRS1 / YhbY (CRM) domain-containing protein. Gene Ontology annotation, molecular function: mRNA binding. Gene Ontology annotation, biological process: RNA splicing, via transesterification reactions. Lineage: Eukaryota; Viridiplantae; Streptophyta; Magnoliopsida; Fagales; Betulaceae. The record is from RefSeq and is a predicted model, not a curated record.
UUUUCCCACAAUUAUCUUAUCUUCAUCUCUCCCUCCCGACAGAGAAUUCCACUCCAGAGUCCUUCCUCUCCAACCUCUCUAACAUCUCAUAUCUCCCAACUUUCCAGGCAUCCAAACAAUGAAUCAAGAGCCAAGACGCCACUAAGCUUAAUUCACCGAAGAAAACCAGAAAUGGCCUUCGCGACGGCGAAACUAUCGGAACUGCCACUGAGGAGCUCACUCCCACUCACCUCCUCCCACUCCCACACUCACUCUGUGAACCUCCUCUUCUCCUCGGCCCCAAAUCUGUCAUUUCACAUUCUCAAGCCCUUCUCCUCUCUCCGAAGCUCCUCCACCACCUCCACCACUGAGCACGGCGGCGACGCAAACCCCAAGCCCUCCCCGGCCGCCAAGCCCAGGGCCAACUCCGCCCCCUGGCUCAACAAGUGGCCCUCUCCCAGCCCUCCCGUCGAACCACGCAAAGUCACCCACCACAAAAAGGACGACGGUGACCGAGCGGCGACUCGGUACUUGGAUAGAGACAAAGGACAGAACGCAAUCGAGAGAAUCGUGCUCCGUUUGCGGCACCUAGGGUUAGGAGCGGACGGCGAGGAGGACGAACAACCGGAUGGGAUAGAUGGUGACGAUGCAAUGCCGGUGACUGGGGAGGAGAAGCUGGGGGAUUUGUUGCAGAGAGAGUGGGUUCGGCCGGAUUUGAUGUUGGUGGAGGACGAGAGCGGUGGAAGCGACGACGUUUUGCCGUGGGAGAGGGAGGAAGAGAAGGUUGAAGAGAGUGGGAGGCCGAGGAGGGAGAGGAAAGUGGUAGCGAAGGCGCCGACGUUGGCGGAGUUGACGAUCGAGGACGAGGAGCUGAGGAGGUUGAGGGGGAUGGGGAUGGUGGUGAGAGAGAGGAUCAGCGUGCCCAAGGCCGGGCUCACAAAGGAGGUGUUGGAGAAAAUCCAUUUCAAGUGGAGGAAGGAGGAGCUGGUGAGGCUCAAGUUUCACGAGGUGCUCGCGCACGAUAUGAAGACAGCGCACGAGAUCGUCGAGCGACGAACAGGAGGGUUAGUUAUAUGGAAGUCAGGGAGUGUCAUGGUGGUGUACCGGGGGAGUAAUUACAAAGGGCCUUCUAGACACCAGCCUGAUGUUAGGGAAGGUGAUGCUCUUUUUGUUCCAGAUGUUUCUUCUGCUGACAGUUCCACAACAACAAGUGACAGUGGUGCAACUCCAAGUCUGGAAAAGAGUGAGCCAGCUUUGAGAAAUCCAUACCGUCCUGUGAGCAUGACAGAGGCAGAAGCUGAGUACAACAGUCUACUAGAUGGUUUAGGUCCUCGUUUUGUUGAAUGGUGGGGUACAGGAGUACUUCCUGUUGAUGCGGAUUUACUUCCUCAAAAGAUUCCUGGUUAUAAAACACCUUUCAGGCUUCUUCCUACUGGAAUGCGAUCACGACUGACCAAUGCAGAGAUGACUAAUCUUAGGAAACUUGCUAAAUCACUUCCCUGUCAUUUUGCGCUUGGGAGAAAUAGAAACCAUCAGGGGUUGGCAUCUGCUAUUAUUAAACUUUGGGAGAAAAGCGUAGUGGCGAAGAUUGCUGUUAAACGAGGUAUCCAGAAUACAAAUAACAAACUGAUGGCUGAGGAGAUAAAGAAUUUAACUGGAGGGGUAUUACUGCUUAGAAACAAAUAUUACAUUGUCAUAUACCGUGGGAAGGACUUUCUCCCACCAAGUGUAGCUACCGCUUUGACUGAAAGACAGGAAUUGGCUAAACGGAUCCAAGAUGUAGAAGAGGAAGUGCGGUGCAGAGUGGUGGAUGCAGCUCAAUCAGGUGAAGAUGAAAGACAGGUACUUCCAACAAGUGUAGCCACUGCUUUGGCUGAAAGACAAGAAUUGACAAAACAGAGUCAAGAUGUGGAAGAGAAAGUGCAGUGUGGAGCAGUGGAUGUAGCUCAAACAGGUGAAGAAGUGGAAAACAAAGUGCAGCAUGGAGCACUGGAUGUAACUCAAGCAGGUGAAGAUGAAGGGCAGGCACUUGCUGGCACUUUGGCUGAGUUUUAUGAGGCUCAAGCCCGUUGGGGAAGAGAUAUAUCUGCUGGAGAACGUGAGAAGAUGAUUGAAGAAGCUUCCAAAGCUAAGAGUGCUAGGCUUGUGAAACGAAUUGAACAUAAAUUAGUAGUUGCCCAAGCCAAAAAGCUUAGAGCAGAAAGACUCUUAUCUAAAAUUGAAGCAUCAAUGCUUCCUGCUGGUCCUGAUCCUGACCAGGAAACAAUCACUGAUGAGGAACGGGUUAUGUUUCGCAGGGUUGGUUUAAGAAUGAAGGCCUACUUGCCUGUUGGCAUUCGUGGUGUUUUUGAUGGCGUCAUUGAGAAUAUGCAUUUGCAUUGGAAGCAUAGAGAACUUGUGAAACUAAUUUCUAAACAAAAGACCCUUGCUUUUGUCGAAGACACAGCAAGGUUAUUGCAAUAUGAGAGUGGUGGAAUACUAGUGGCAAUAGAAAGAGUCCCUAAAGGCUAUGCUCUUAUUUAUUAUCGUGGAAAGAAUUAUCGACGGCCUAUUAGCAUAAGGCCAAGAAACUUGUUAACAAAGGCAAAGGCACUAAAGCGUUCAGUGGCCAUGCAACGUCAUGAGGCUCUUAGUCAGCACAUAUCUGAAUUGGAGAAAAACAUAGAGCAAAUGAAAAAAGAACUUGGUGUUUCUCAAGAUGCAGAGGAUGAGAAUGCCUGGAGCCCAGAAGAUUCUAAGCAGAUUGAUAACGUCUCAGAGAUCACCCAAAGUGAGGAUGAGGCUUCAUGCAUGAAUUCUGAUGGUGAAGAUGAUGAUGAAGACACUGAUUGGGAAGAGGCCGAUGAUGAAGACUCUGAUUGGGAAGAGGAUGAAGAUAAUAAUAUAUCAAGCAUUGGAAUUGACCAUCAUCCUUUGACCAAGAAUGACUGACAUAUUCAAUCUUUCGAGGAAGUGAUUUGGUUGGCAGUCCUGUCGUUGCGUUUGUCCAAGUCAGCAGGUGAUUUGGCAUGGAUGGCCUGGACCAGAGCAUGGAUGAUUUUUCUUCCUUAGUUCUCAUAUGCAUGGAUGAAGGUGAAAGUCCUCGAACUCAUUAACAUUUCAUUCUUAAUGAAGUUUUGACCUAGCGAGUUGCUCCAAAGGGAAAGGUUUUAUUCAUGCAGUAUGCCACGUGCAAUACCCCAUCCUCUACAACAGCAAACUGGUCUUGUAAGAUCAUUUUUUAUGUUGCUGGUUUUAGCUCUGGUGAAAGCUUGGUUAGCAGAUUUUACCAGGUCUGUUUAUUGUGAGUCUGCCAUUCAUCGGACAAGCUUAAUUUUUUUAGCCCGAAUUGCUUCACAACUUCAAAGUUGUCAAUGUAUAGUGCCUUUGUAAUACAAAGCAUUCUGACAAUUACAUCUAGUUUAUGUAUUCUGGUGGUAAUAAAGUGCAAAAUGACAACUAUUUCGGUUGUAGUCGUCACAACCGCAGGGUUGUUC